Linum tenue is the source of this 1260-nucleotide messenger RNA. NCBI's taxonomy places the organism in Eukaryota, Viridiplantae, Streptophyta, Magnoliopsida, Malpighiales, Linaceae. The record is from the annotation of a GenBank genome assembly.
CACAGGGCGAUCAUUGUCAAGGUCCUUGGUCGUUCGUUCACAUUCCUCUUUCUUCAACGGCGCCUGCAGUCCAUAUGGGCCAAAACAGGAACAAUAUUCGUAACCAGUAUAGGGCAGGGCUUCUAUUCCGUUCGGUUCACGACGGAGCGUGACUAUGAUAGAGCCUUAUACGAGGGUCUAUGGAUGAUCGAGGAUCACUAUAUCCUUGCUCGACGAUGGAAAAGUGGCUUCGACCCCGAUGAAGGAGACGACGUCCUAACCAAUCUCCUGGUUUGGGUUCGCCUGCCGAAAUUACCCAUGGACUACUUCGACCCCAUGAUCUUGAGUGAUAUUGGAAACUCCAUCGCUCGCUACGUCAAGAUGGAUGCUGCUACUCGUGAUGCGUCGAGAGGACAUUUUGCUCGAAUCUGUGUCGAGGUGGACUUGACCAAGCCAUUAAUAAUUAAGUACAAACUGGAGAGGAGGGUCAGAAGGCUUGAAUACGAGGGUCUGCAUAAUGUAUGCUUUAGUUGCAGAAGAUUUGGCCAUAAUGAGGCCUCCUGCCCCAAAAGAGAAGUCCCGGAGCCCACGCCUGAGGAUUUCCAACGCGCACAACGCGUGGUCUCACAAAGGAAGAUUGAGGAGGAGAUCCCAAAGAUUUUUGAGGACUUUGGACCUUGGAUGUUGGCUAUGAGGAACCGACGUCGAAGCAACCCGCGUGAACAGCUUACUGGUAGGGAUCCCCGUCGAGGUAAUGGUCCGGGAACUUCAGCACCAGCAAGCUCCGGGUCAAGAAUCAAUAUUCUUGAGGACCUCAAUGAUGAGCUGACCGAACACCCGAGCGCAUUGGCGACAGCAUCAAAGAAAGUCAUGGUUGAGGAGAUGAAUACUAGCAUGGAAGAGGAUGAGGUUUCAAUGGAAGUGCAGGGGGAUACAGAGAAGGUUGGGGAACAAGGAUCUAUUAGGGUGAGUUUGGAGGCAGAUAAAACAAUCGGAGGGGCCGCAUCUACAGUCGAUAAACCUAAGAAAAUGAGUACGAGAAAGGAUGCUGGUGGGAGCAAACAGACAGUGGUGGCGAAGGGCGACAAAAAAGCAGGAACGGGCAAAAGUCAGGCUAAUAAUAAAUCCAAGGGAAUGGAGAAGAGGGACCCUAAAAAGAUGGACAAAGCUCAAGAGAAACAACGUGGGUCAGGCAUCCUCUUCCAUCUACCCCACCCCAAUCUAGUCGUGCGAAAGCAGCCGGCGACGAUCCCAAAGGGGUGGCGAGGAGUCUCAACUUGA